Messenger RNA from Theobroma cacao (cacao), 1777 nucleotides. Its product is annotated as stress response NST1-like protein (DUF1645). The record is from RefSeq and is a predicted model, not a curated record. Lineage: Eukaryota; Viridiplantae; Streptophyta; Magnoliopsida; Malvales; Malvaceae.
UUUGAAAAGGGCAAUUCGGCGAAUCAAAACGUCCAAGGAAGAUCCGGUAGGGGCGAAACGGGUAAUUCACCACCUCAAAAACCUCAAAACAAAGACAAAGGUACUGACGUUAUAAAAAAACAAAGAAAUACUGCUGCUUGCUGCUACUACUUUGUAUUAUUAUUUAUCUAAACCCAUCAACCAGAAGAACAACCUCUUCGCUGCCUUCUGCCUUCCUUCUCGUCAUCAUAUUCAGAAGCAUUCUCCUCGCUCCUUGCGAUCUCUCUGUUCCAUUAUUACGUGCCCCGCAAGCCACUCAACCUUCCUCUCUUAACUCUUUUCUUCUUCUCAUUAUGGUUUUAGUAGUUCAAAACAACCUUAACAACGCUGAAACUGAAAGUAUAACUCGCCUCUCUUCUUCUUCUUCUUCUCCUUACGAUGGCGACCCCACCGAAACGCCGCGUUUCAGUGAAGACCUCGAUUCCACCUGCUCCACUCCGUACGUCAGUGCGCCUUCCAGCCCCGGCCGUGGCCCCACCUCGGGAUACUUCUACAGUGCGCCGGCUAGUCCCAUGCAUUUCGUGCUAUCUUCCGCUCCGUCCGCCACGUGUCAUCUUUCAUCCGAGCCCUCGUUAAUGUCGGCACAAUCCGACACGUCGUCUUUCGAGUUCGAGUUCGAGUUCUCGUCUCGUUUCUCCAGCAGUGGUUCGGUUGAUGUUGGAUCCAUGAGUUCGGCUGACGAGUUGUUCUUGAACGGCCAGAUCAGGCCCAUGAAGCUGUCCUCUCACUUACAAAGACCUCAGAUCCUAUCUCCUUUAUUAGAUCUUGACGUCGAAGAAGACGACGUGGAGUUCAGAAACGACGAUGGUUUAAACAACCGAGGAGCUUCUAGAGGAAGAGAUCUGAAACUCCGUAGCAGAUCUUUGCACAGAAAGGCGAGAUCUUUAUCACCGCUUCGAAACGUAGAGUUUCAAUGGGAAGAAGAAGAGGAGGAAGAGGGUAGCAGAGAAGAAGUACAAAAAGAAGUUAGCCAACGCAUUUUGGAGGGUUUAAAAGAAACUGUCACUUCGAAUGAAACGACGCCGUCUUGUUCUGCCUCCUCAUCAAGAUCCUCAUCUUCCGGCAGAAACUCCAAAAAGUGGAUAUUCUUAAAAGAUCUUUUGUAUAGAAGUAAAAGUGAAGGGAGAGCAAAUGGGAAGGAAAAGUUUUGGACCUCCAUUUCUUUCUCUCCAUCGAAAGAAAAGAAGAUUCAAGAGGAAAAGCCACCUCCUUUGAAACAGAAACAAAAGGAAAACAAACAAGGAGCGGGUAAGAAAGUGAGUUCUGGAAAGCCAGCAAAUGGGGUAGCAAAACGACGGUUGCCUCCGUCGCCGCACGAGUUGCUCUACACUACAAACAGGGCUCAAGCUGAGGAAAUGAAGAAGAGGACUUACUUGCCUUACAGACAAGGAUUGUUUGGGUGCUUGGGGUUCAGUUCGAAAGGUUACGGUGCACUUAACGGACUCGCCAGGAGUUUGAAUCCAGUCUCGUCCAGGUAGUUAACGGAGGACAGAUUUAGAAAGGGUCCUGUUUUCUCUUGUAUAGUUUCUUUUUGGGUUAUUGAGGAUAUUAAAUAUAAAAUACAGUUUAAUGUAUUUUUAUUGUAAGUUUAAGGUUGCCCUCUGGCCUUUUACUUGUAAUAUUUUUGUACAGUAGAAAGAAGUUAGUAUGUUUUAGUCAACAUUGUUAAGCUUCUUCAGCUGCCUUGCAUUAUCUGAAUCCCGAAAGUUGAUUAAUUGCAGUGUUUCCGAUUUAUUUA